Molecule: messenger RNA, 3155 nt
Organism: Petromyzon marinus (sea lamprey)
Lineage: Eukaryota; Metazoa; Chordata; Hyperoartia; Petromyzontiformes; Petromyzontidae
Gene: PRIM2
Product: DNA primase subunit 2
Biological process (GO): DNA replication, synthesis of primer; DNA replication initiation
Cellular component (GO): alpha DNA polymerase:primase complex
Source: RefSeq, a predicted model, not a curated record
GUAAACCGAAGCGAAGCGGUCAUGACCAAGGCAAGCAAUUACGUCACCACAAGGUGGCGCGCAAACCAGGAAAUGACGUCACCGCGCUCCACUGCCUGACAGAUUUGGCGGGAAAUUUCUGUCUUCCGCCGUCGCCAUCACCACCACCAUUAACCGCGUCUAUAACAACUUUACACACUCAGAUAUUCACGAUAAUUACCUCACAGUUAAAAAAAUUAGAGCGACGAGAACGCACCCGGGGCUCCACGUGAACUCGUCACACACUGUGUAACGCAGCCAGCCAGGCAGCGAGUGGUGGUGGUGGGAGGGGGGGGGGAGAGCCGAGCCAUGCUGCUGUCGACCGCUGGGAAGAAGCAAGAGGCGAAGGCGGUGGGGUCUGGCGAUGAGGAACAGCGGUACCCUCACGUCCUGCAGCUCUACUUGCGGCCGCCUCUCGGAUCCGUCUCCCUCGUCGAAUUCGAAGCCCUCGCCGUCCAGAGACUGCGGCUUCUCAAGUCGGUGGAGCGGAUCGGCGUUCUGUUCAUGAAGGGCACUGAGAAUUACGACAAGAAGCUGGAGGAGGAGCUGAAGAAAUCAAAGUUUCCAUACAGAGAUAAUAUUACUUUAAUAGAAGUUGAUGACCAAGAACCAAGAAAAAGGGACCACAUCUCCCACUUCAUCCUUCGUCUUGCCUACUGUCAAUCAGAGGAUUUGCGACGUUGGUUCAUCCAGCAGGAGAUGGACCUGUUUCGGUUCCGCUUCCUGCAGCAGACGUCUGAAUCGGUCACCUCGUUCCUCAACCAAAACAACCUCACAUAUGAAUCCUUGUCUAAAGAGGAGAUAAAAGAGCACGAACUUAAGCUGAUCGCUUCCAGCUAUGGGAUGAGUCAUCACAAAGUCAACGAGUCCACGUUCUACAAGGUGCCGUUCACGGACGCACUGGAACUGGUGCGGAGCCGGAAGGUGUUCGUGCGACGCGGGAUGGCCUUUAUCCCUCAGAGGGACCUGGUCACCAUUGUCCUCAACGACUUCCGCCAGAACCUGUCGCGGGCGCUGACCAUAACGGCACGACUCCUGCCCUCCGUCCAGGAAGAUGAGCGACUGCAGCCUCUUCUCACCCACCUGAGCAAGUCCUACAUAGGUCAGGAUUACAGUGCACCAAAGCAUGCUGGGCAGAUCUCUCUGGAUCAAUUAGACUCUCACGCGGCGCGCUCCUUCCCGCUGUGCAUGCGCCAGGUGCACUCCGCGCUGCGGGAGCACCACCACCUGCGGCACGGUGGGCGCAUGCAGUACGGCCUCUACCUCAAGGGCAUUGGCCUCACCCUGCAGCAGUCCCUCGAAUUCUGGAGGGCCGAGUUCGCGCUGGGUGUGGGCGCUGACAAGUUUGACAAGUCAUACGCUUACAACGUCAGGCACAACUACGGAAAGGAGGGAAAGCGCACAGACUACACUCCUUACAGCUGCAUGAAGAUCAUCAUGACCAACAUGCCAGCACAGGGUGACUACCACGGUUGUCCUUUCCGGCAUACGGAGCCAGAACUCCUCAAGAUGAAACUCCUGGCGUAUAAAGUGCCUUCUGCAGACAUUAGCCAAAUUUUGGACCUGGUUAAAGGAAUGCAUUAUCAGCUGGCCUGCCAAAAGUACUUUGAAGUUACGCACAAGGUGGAGGACACGAGCUUUGCCCUCAACCACCCAAACGAGUACUUUGAGGAGAGCAUGCGCCUCCUUUCGGGGGGCCGCCAGGCCAAGAGGGAGGCCGACGGCCUGGGCCGGUGGGACACAUUGGCCUCCUCGGGUUCCACUCAGGCCUCACAGGCUAGCAUCAGCAGCCAGCACCUCCCGCAAGCACCACCACCCAGCAGCAAGCAGCGGCCCAAGGCUGACGCUCCGGUCAAGAAGGAACUGGCCGAGUUGGCCAACGAGCUCAUGGAGGGCCUGGACUCGGAGGACUUCCUUGAUGAUUUCAUGUAAUGAGCAAGGGAGGGAUUGGCGAGGUGAGGGUGGAGGCCCUGGCAGUGUCUUGUGGUAAAGGAGAGCACGUGAGCAAUGACAACACGAAGGGCUCGAUAAGUUGUGGAAAUUUUACACCGGUCAUGACGUUUUGGCUUUGACUUAAACCCUGGGCUGUAUUCGGUGCUUUUUAAUGUUGUUCUUUAAUGUGUUUUAUUCAUGAACAUGUGAUUGUUAGGUGAAUGCAUAAUGUGUAAUUUUUAUAAAAUCUAAACGAGUCCACGUGUUUAUUUUGUAAAUGAAGUAACUUUAAAAUAAAGAUUAUUUGUUCGUAUUGUUAUUCAGUCGGUUGCAUUUAUUGCAUUUGUCGUCUAGUUGCCAACAUUUUAUGAUGCUGUCUCUGUUCAGUAUAUGGUCAAGAAAGUGCAGGAAUAACCUUUACGCCGCGUGCUACUCUAAUGCGUUUGGGAGGGAAGACCCUAAGUCAUCAGCGUUGGCGACGUGCAGAGGUGUUUUGUGCGGGAGUGCUGCAAUAAACCACAGUUAUCGAGCGACCGGUAUAAAUGUGGAGAUAAAGGAAUCGCACACCCGCAGUAAAAGUGCAGCGGCCUAUGCUUGUAAUGUGUGCGUUUGCCGUGUUUUAGUGCCGAGCGGCUAAGUUGGCACAGGUGGUGCAUUUUCCAGUCAUCUCUGUUCACUGAAAACACCUGGGUCUGUCCCUUGACCUGCCAGGGAUUUGUUCGAAACCUCACGUGUCCUCAACAUGCACCUAGCCUGGCACAAACACUGUAGGGGCAUCCCCAUCACGAGCGGUGAAUGGCGGCUGUUUUCGUAUGCCGGAUUGAGCUGUUGCUGAUUGUUGGCAAAUUCUCUUCACACGACAGUUGCGUUUGAGCCAUCAUUUGGGGUGCCAGGCAAUUGACACCAUGAUGCAGAUUGAGGGUCUUUGAGGGGAAAGAAAAUCCUGUUAGCUCUCAUGCCACCACUGGGUGGCAAUAGGGCACUGAAAGUGCACAGGUGUGAUGGACCAUAAACCUAAUUUCUUGUGUCUGAGAAUAUAGGAAGUACGGACCACUUCGUUGAUUUUCAAAAUCUGCGAUGAUUGUGCAAUGCACUAUCUCACAAGGGACAUUCAUACUUCAAUUUGAACCAAACUUUGUACGUGAAAAAGUGCGUGUUAGAACAGGAUUUCUGAAAUGUCACGUGUCCCUCGUUGCCACUGGCAG